CGACACCGACAUAGUGCCACUUGGACGUCCAGACGAGGAGGAGUGCCAUACCUCCCGUUGCUGGAUCCUAUAUAGGAUAAUUUCCCCCUGCGUGGCUAGUCUCCAAGCCCCCUCGCCUUUCCACCAUGCAUGAUGUUUUCGACUCAAUCCGGGGUCUGCUCAAAGUGGACUCCCUCAGCGUGGACAACAGGAUCUUCCAAAUGCACUACAAAGUCACGAUGUUCUUUCUCCUGGCGUGCAGCUUGCUCGUGACGCAGCGGCAGUACUUCGGCGACCCCAUCGACUGCAUCGUGGACGUAGUGGACCAAGAGGUGAUGGAUACCUACUGCUGGAUCCACGCAACGUUCACCAUCCCCCAAUCGAACGAUGCCGUCGUCGGGCACGAGGUGCCGCACCCGGGCCUUGGGAACCAAAACAUCCCCGGCGAAGAGAAGCGCGAAAUCAAACAUCACAAGUACUACCAGUGGGUGACCCUCGUCCUGGCGAUACAGGCCCUCUUCUUCUACGUCCCGCGCUACCUGUGGAAGAUGUGGGAGGGAGGCAAGAUUAAGAUGCUGGUGAUGCAGCUGGACUCCCCCAUUGUUGAUGACGAUGUCAAGAAAGAGCGCAAGGACAUGCUCGUCUCUUACUUCAGGAUCAAUAUGAAUAACCAUAAUUUCUACGCUUUUAAGUACUUCUCCUGCGAGGUUUUGAACUUCAUCAAUGUGAUCGCGCAGAUUUACAUAACGGAUGCGUUUCUCGGCCACAGCUUCUCGACGUACGGCCGCGAGGUGAUCGCGUUCAGCCAGCAGGACAUCACCGCGCGAGGCGACCCGAUGGACCUCGUUUUCCCCAAAGUGGCCAAGUGCACCUUCCACAUGGGAGGCGCCUCGGCCAGCUGGGAGAAGCACGACGGUCUGUGCGUUCUCCCGCUCAACAUCUUCAACGAGAAGAUCUACAUUUUCCUGUGGUUCUGGUUCAUCAUCGUAGCUGUGGUCACGGCCAUCGGUCUGCUCUACCGCAUCGCCACCUUCCUCCCCGGCUUCAGGCAGAUCCUCCUGAGGACCAAGUCACGCCUCGCCUCCUCAGGAACGAUCGAGGCGGUCACUCGACGCUGCAAAAUCGGCGACUGGUUCCUGCUCUACCAGCUGGCCAAGAACAUGGAUCCUCUCAUAUACAAAGAAUUCCUGAGCGAACUUGCCUACAAGCUGGACGAAAGCUGAUUUCUGAAGCUUCACAGAAAAAAAACUUAGAAACACAUUCCUUUUCUUGUACCAAAGAUCCUAAGGUCUUCCCAUCUCAAGAAACUUAAAAUUAUGGACAUAUUUCAUACCUUUUCUUUUAACUUCGAAAAAGUAUGAUAAUAAAUUUACCUGUGGUAUAAAAUAAGAAAAAACAAAACAAAAAAAAAAGAGGAAAAUAUUUGUGUACAGUUAUUCCCUCACCAAAAAAUACACUACAUUCCUUAAACUACAAUAAUGUUAUAUGAGUCCCAGAAUGUAUGCCCUUUCCUUAUAUUGUAUAAUAGAUUGUGUUUGCGAUCAAUGAACACCGGAUAUUGCAUCUCGGAGAUUUCCUUACGAUGUGAAAAAUGUUUUUUUUUAUUUUAAUAAAGGCUUAUUUGUAUA
Messenger RNA from Penaeus chinensis, 1607 nucleotides. RefSeq names its product innexin inx2-like. The transcript has 5 exons. Bases 126 to 1202 code for a protein of 358 amino acids. Gene Ontology annotation, biological process: phototransduction. Gene Ontology annotation, molecular function: gap junction channel activity. The record is from RefSeq and is a predicted model, not a curated record. NCBI's taxonomy places the organism in Eukaryota, Metazoa, Arthropoda, Malacostraca, Decapoda, Penaeidae. Gene Ontology annotation, cellular component: gap junction; plasma membrane.